CUGACGGUUUCGCGAUAUCAACCACAACGAGCCCGGCGCCGGCAGUCGGCAACGCAACGGCGAUAUCGUACCGGUCCUGCCACGAGUGCCACGAGGAAGUCGACGACAGCAGCGAAGACGGCAGCGGAUACGAAGGGGACGACGAAUCGUGUGCCAGUUCCUGCAGCCUGCAGCAGUAUCAAAAAGUGUAUCAGGAGAUCGAAACCCAUUUAGAUCGUGAAAGGUGCGGCCUACCAUGGACCACCGACACAUCCGAGCACUUUAUCGUCUACACCGUUCCUCAAUUUGACUACAAGUUCGUCGAGGAUUUGAAAAUUAAAAAAUGGAAAGAUGAGCGAAUGGUCUUGGAGCCCAAGUUCGUCGACUAUGGCAGCAUACACCCGACAUCCGACGGACACAACACGCACCCGGCCCAUCACGGCGCAAGCCUAGUUGGGCGAUCGGCACUGUUGCCGCCUUUGGACGACGCGGACGCCACCCCCAACACGUCGAACGGCGCCAAAAUGACACAAGGAGAUUUGUAUCAAAGACAGCCCUUACUGCCCAACCCGUCCAAGACCAGCGACCAUUGGACGAACUCUCAUGGGACCAAUAGUUCGGAGUACUACGUGGACGAGGACGAUGAAAUCAUGGAGAAGCCUUCCAGAAGUAAUGGAGAGGUGGUGCUGGACAUACCCGUUUCCAGAGAGGAACCUAGGUUUCCAAAGGAAACUUGUAAAACGAUAUUGGCUUUCAUAAUAAUGUGCUUUAACUUCAUCCUCACGCUGACGUCUCUGAGUUUGGUACACGAACGGGUUCCAGACAGGGACGUGUACGGGCCCCUUCCCGAUGUGUUCCUCGAUAAUGUACCUGCGUACGACUGGGCGCUCUACGUUUCAGAGUACAUAAUCAUAUUUUGUGUAAAUUCUUGUAUUAUAGCCAUGGUAUUUCAUAAGUACAGAUUUAUUAUUUUCCGGAGGAUAUUCCUUAUAAUGUCCCUCCUCUACAUGUACAGAGCCAUUACAAUGUACGUCACCGUCUUGCCUUUGUCCAGCCGGACAUACCGUUGCUCGCCCAAAUCCAACGAGACCUCAGCCAUUCUCAUUGCCAAGCGAGUGCUGCACCUGAUGAGCGGCUUUGGUCUUUCCGUCAACGGGAAACACACUUUCUGCGGAGAUUUCAUCUACAGCGGCCAUACCGUCAUUCUGGUAUUCAGUUAUUUGAUUAUAGCUGAAUAUACUCCGAAGAAGUUCAUUCUAUUAAGAAUCAUCCACUGGUUGUACUGGAUCUUAGGUGUUAUUGGUGUUACAAUGUUACAACUAUCCCAUGGGCAUUAUACUGUCGAUGUUUUAAUAGCUUAUUAUGUAACUACUCGAAUAUUUUGGAUCUAUCACACAUUAGCCAAUAACAGUAAUCUAAAACAAUUUUCCUCGAAUAAUCUCCUGAGUCGGUCGUGGUGGUUUCCAAUAUUUAUGUACUUCGAAAGCAACGUGGGAGGGCCCAUUCCGAGACAGUUCGAUUGGCCCCUGCCCUGGCCGAGAAGAUGGAACUCGAAAAGCCGCGACAGUUAGUGCAAAUUUAGCUGAAAUAAAAGAAUAGUACCUAAAAACUAUUUAUAAAAAAAUGAUAUAAAUGUGAUAAUAAAGAUAAGUGUUAGCGCCUUAAAAGUUAAUUUGAGUGUGCUGUGUAAACAGGGUUAUUUGUUUACGUUUGAAGAUAUUUACAUAAUGCUAAAAUCAUCUUGAUAUUCUGUCUAGAGAAUAGUAACUGUUUUCUUAGUUUUAAUCUCUGUGAUGUAAAGCUAAGUAAUAAUUGUGAAAUUGGAUAUAGCACAUAUUUACAAAAAUUUAGAUAAUUGUUGGAAAUAAUAAGAACUCAAUCCAUUUUUUUUUUCUUAAUACAAAUUAACUACAGUAUACACAUACAUAGUGUGAACCAAAAAUAAGGUUGUUUAUAUGACGUAUUUAUAAUUCAACUUAAAAGACUGAGUUUGUUUAUUUAGCACUGGAAAAUUUAAAUGCAAAUAGAUAUUACGAAAAAAAUAGCUUUAAUUAAUGUGAAUUUUGUUUCAGUGGCCAAUAUACCCAGAACUUGUAAGUUGUAACAGAAUACUGAUAUGAGUAUUAUCAAAGUCUAAUUAACUAUACCAUAUUUAAAGAUAAAAUAGUUGUUUAAUGUAUUUGAAGUAAAUGAGCAUAAAUAGGUACUUAAUUUAAAAAUAGGGUCAAAUUCUUAAUUUAAAUAUUGUUUUGGUAUCAGAACAUAAUUAUUUUUUCUCUGAGGUCUUAACUAUUCGCACAAUUCAUUUUUCAGUUUUUAUUUUAAUACUAAGUCAGGUAAAAAUAAGGAAACUAUAAUCUGUUCAUGUGUUUACUGAAUUGCUACACUUAAUAAUAAUUCUUUGUUCAAAAUAUGCCAUCGAAAAACGCAGUCUCAAUAGCAUUUGAAAUAAUAAAAGAUAAAUUCUAUUUGGGCCGUUGUAACAGAAGUUACACAAAAAAGUAAUACGUCUUAAGUAUUUUUAUUUUAUUUAAAAUAUACCUUUAAGGAAACAAUUUACAAAAAUACGCUUUGAAAUCCUCAAUUAUGCUGUGUUCACACUAUGCAGUGUCUACUGAAUGCCUAAACAUUUUAGAUUGAGAUGCGACACAUGAAAGAUGAUUCUCAAACAUAACCAGAUAAUUCUAAAAACUUUUCAAUAUGGGCUGCUUCGACUCUCGCCUGGCCACUAUACGUAGUUAAAUAUAAUAUAUAUACAAAACAUGAAUUAAUUUUUUGCCUGGUAUUUUAGUUCAAUUGAUAUUUCCGGAAAUCUUUUCUUAAAGACUUUUUAUAUGAAUAUUUUAAGUAGAUUUUUUAAGACGACUUAGAUAAUAUAUGUAUAUUUGCUGAGAUAUAAUUAUUGAUAUUUUUUAAGUUUUCUAAUUAUUUAUCUAAUUGUAAUAAAGUGGGAAAUCACAGGUAAUUAUACCAGACCACAGGGUGGUAGACUUCACGUAGAUAUAUGUCACUAAUUUUGAUAUGUGAAUGUUCAAUGGUGCCAAUAUGGUCAAAACAUUUUUACGAUUUUUGAUAAACUGCGUUGCUGCUGAGUAUUGUUGACAAGGAAUGUUCCACCAUCUUAAAAGACUAAUUGACGUGUCUGAUUAUAUUUCCGAAAAAAAUAUUUUAAAUUGCUGAAAACAAAAUAAGAAUUACACAAAGUAGGAACUGUAGUUUACUGAUUUCUGUAUUAAAUAUUAAUUUUUGACAAAUUUUAUGUCAAUUUUUAAUAAGCGACAUCAUUUCAAAUACUAUUAUUACGUUUUUAAUUGUAAUCAACUCAAGAAUAUGUAGGAAUAACCUACUAGCAUUGAAUAAGGCAAUGUGCAGUGCAAUUUAUUUAACUAAUAAUUUGUACAACUUAAACACAAUAAUCAGCAGGAACAAAUUGACCUGACAUCUACCACAUAAUGCACAUAGUAGACUAAUGAGGCAAACUGGAAUUGUAAAACUAUUGAACUUCUAAAUUUUUACCACGCAUUUAGUUCAUUAAACCUUUAUAUUAUAUAUUUUUUUUGUAAAAAUUGUAAAUUAGUGAUUUUCCUCGAAUUUGCUUAUUUAAAAAAAACAGGUCUGUCUUAGUUUUGGCUUAUUUUCUACUUAUAUAAGGACUGAAAAGUUAUGUUCAUAAGCCACAAAAUGUGAAUCUCAUUUCAUAGAUAUUUGAUGUCAUCCAUUAAGUAUACAUCAUAAGGGAUUUUUUGGAUUAUUUGGUAUAUUUGACUACUUGAUUUAUGUUUUAUAUAAAAAACAUUAUUAAUUGUAAAAUAUAAAAAUAUAUUAGUUAAAAAAAUAAUGUAAAGUAGUUAUAAUUCUUACUAAUACUUCAAAGUUCACUACUUUUUAAGUUAAAUAAUUAUAUGUAGUAAAUAAUAAUUAAAACAUAUUAAGUAAGAAUGAUAAUGGAUUGUACUAGAAAGUUUAAAAUUAAUAAUAUAAGUUAUUAUUUAAGACAAUCAUGUGUGAUAGAAGACAAUGCAAAUAUAAAUUAAUAAUUUUCAAAAUGAAAUCAAAUAUUUAAGAAAAUCUUUCCCUUAGAUGUACACUUGGAUUAUGACACAUAGUUUUAUUUAAUUUGUUGUUAAGACAAUAUGUGAAACUUUUUUCGUUGGAUGAAAUGAAUAAAUAAAUUAUUUUUAUAGCCUAUACAUUCUAUAAUGGUUUUUAUUUUAGAAAUUUCUAUAUUUAUAAAUAUGUAGUAGAAAUAAAGAUUGCAUUCCACAAUUACUUUCUUUAAAGAUUUUUUUGGUUGUGGCUAUAAUAAUGAAAUAAUUCUUUAAGAAUUAAGAAAAAAAAUUAUUGAAUUUUAUCAGAAUUUUUACUAAUUAAUCAACACAUCUAUUUUGGGAAUUAUUUCAAUACUGGCCACGAACAAUUGAUCAGAAUUUUAGUACCUAUAUUAUUGUUAAAUUAAAUGGUUUAAUAUAUUUGUACUGAAGAAUGUGUAUAUUACUUUUAAGUUACUCUCGAACUAACAUAUAGAAAAUAUAUAAUUAAUUUAUUCACAUGAAAUGCAAUAUAUUCUAUAUGUUGAUGUAAAUCAAAAUUUUUUGUACGCUUUUCAAGAGUAUUUAUGUCAAAGUGACUUAUUUGUAAGGUAAGAUUUUCAGUUAUGUAGUUACCAAUGCUGAUUAUGUUAACUUUAUAUAUGCGAUUGAUACAACAACUAUACUGCAGUGUACAUUUAAAAUUGUUAAACGUUUCUUUUGGUAAAAAAACAAAUUUAAACCAGUAUACACUGUUAUAUUUUCUAAUAUUUCUAAAUCGGUUGUCAAAAAAAUGUGAUGGUUUGUAUUAUCAAUACAUGAUAGAUAGAAAUUUAUCGAUGUUAAUAAUUUCGAAUGAUUGUUAAAAUACAGAAUUAUUUUCCUUAAA
This is a messenger RNA of Sitophilus oryzae (rice weevil), 4896 nucleotides long. RefSeq names its product phosphatidylcholine:ceramide cholinephosphotransferase 2-like. Gene Ontology annotation, molecular function: ceramide cholinephosphotransferase activity; sphingomyelin synthase activity. The record is from RefSeq and is a predicted model, not a curated record. The transcript has 8 exons. Gene Ontology annotation, biological process: sphingomyelin biosynthetic process; ceramide biosynthetic process. The coding region runs from base 339 to 1550 and encodes 403 amino acids. Gene Ontology annotation, cellular component: endoplasmic reticulum membrane; Golgi membrane. Lineage: Eukaryota; Metazoa; Arthropoda; Insecta; Coleoptera; Curculionidae.